AUGCGAGAUCUUGAAUCUGUUUGCUGGUCUGAAGCAAGGAUUGAAUUGCGGCAAUGGAGGGUUGUGGAGGAAGGGGAGGGCUGUGGAGCAAAGGACCAUCAGCUUCCUUUAGGGAGCUAUCCACAGACUCUUGGCACUUUUGAAAUAGCAAAUAUCAUUUACUUCAGCUAUUCAAUUCGAGGUCAUCGCGGUGUUGGUGUGAAAAAUAAUUUUCCUUAA
Prunus armeniaca (apricot) is the source of this 219-nucleotide messenger RNA. The record is from the annotation of a GenBank genome assembly. Lineage: Eukaryota; Viridiplantae; Streptophyta; Magnoliopsida; Rosales; Rosaceae.